CUCACCUACGUCUCUAUCCUCGUUUUUAUUUUUCUUCAAGACAUAGCUUUCUUUGUAGCCACUCUCUUCAUCAUAGUCAUGUAACAAAACCGCAAAUGACACAAACUCCUUAAAAAACACAAACACUCUUUCUUAAUUUCUUCAUCAAUGUGUGUUGUAGACAUGUCCAAUAAUCCUCCUCCUCCUUCCUCUUCUCGUGCCAAAGAUUUCUUUCCCUCUCCAGCUCUCUCUCUUAGCCUUGCAGGGAUUUUUCGGCAUGGUGGAUUGGCGGCGGAAGGUGAAGGGGCGAGUACUAGUAACAUGGAGGUGGAGGAAGGGGAGGAAGGGAGUACCGUUGGAGGUGAUCAACGUGUUGAGGAAAUUAGUAGCGAGUAUUCCGGUCCAACGAGAUCCAAAUCAGAGGAUGAAUUUGAAGGAGAUGAAGAUGAUGAAGGUGGUGGUGAUGGAGAUAAUAAGCAAAAGAAGAAAAAAAGGAAGAAAUAUCAUAGACACACAGCUGAACAGAUUAGAGUCAUGGAAGCGCUUUUCAAAGAGUCACCACAUCCUGAUGAAAAGCAAAGGCAACAACUUAGCAAGCAAUUAGGCCUUGCUCCAAGGCAAGUCAAAUUUUGGUUCCAAAAUCGUAGAACCCAAAUCAAGGCAAUACAAGAGAGACAUGAAAAUUCAUUGUUGAAAACUGAAAUAGAGAAAUUAAGAGAGAAAAAUAAGACCCUAAGAGAGACCAUAAACAAAGCUUGUUGCCCUAAUUGUGGGGUACCCAAUACAAACAAAGAUGGUGCCAUGCCAACUGAAGAACAACAACUACGUAUUGAAAAUGUCAAACUCAAAGCUGAGGUAGAGAAGCUAAGAGCAGCUUUAGGGAAACAUGCAUCAGGAACAAUGUCACCUUCAUGUUCUACUAGCCAUGACCAAGAAAAUAUUAAAAGUUCUUUGGAUUUUUACACUGGAAUUUUUGGUCUUGAUGAAUCAAGAAUAAUGGAUAUAGUAAACCAAGCAAUGGAUGAGCUUAUAAAGAUGGCUACAAUGGAUGAACCAUUGUGGCUACGUAGUUUAGAGACUGGUCGUGAAAUACUUAAUUAUGAUGAAUAUAUGAAGGAAUUUUUAGUUGAAAAUUCAGAUAAUGGAAGGCCAAAAAGAUCCAUUGAAGCUUCAAGAGAUACAGGAGUUGUUUUUGCAGAUCUUCCAAGGAUUGUCCAAUGUUUUCUUGAUGCUAACCAAUGGAAGGAAAUGUUUCCAUGUUUAAUAUCUAAGGCUGCAACAGUUGACAUUAUAUGCAAAGGAGAAAGUUCUAACAAGAAUGGUGCUGUCCAACUGAUGUUUGCUGAGCUGCAAAUGUUAACACCAAUGGUUCCUACUAGAGAAGUGUAUUUUGUCAGAUACUGCAAACAAUUGAGUGGUGAAAAAUGGGCAAUUGUUGAUGUGUCCAUAGACAAAGUAGAAGACAACAUUGAUGCAUCCCUCGUGAAGUGCAGAAAACGACCAUCUGGUUGUAUUAUUGAGGAUAAGUCAAAUGGUCAUUGCAAAGUAAUAUGGGUAGAACACUUGGAGUGCCAAAAGAGUGCAGUUCAUUCGAUGUAUCGCACCAUUGUAAACAGUGGCCUAGCUUUUGGGGCAAGACAUUGGAUUGCGACCCUUCAACUUCAAUGUGAACGUCUAGUUUUCUUCAUGGCAACAAAUGUUCCCAUGAAGGAUUCAACUGGUGUUGCCACAUUGGCUGGGAGAAAAAGCAUUUUGAAGUUGGCACAAAGAAUGACAUGGAGUUUCUGUCAAGCUAUUAGUGCAUCAAGCUUUCAUACAUGGACCAAAGUUACUAGUAAAACUGGAGAAGAUAUAAGGAUUAGUUCUAGAAAGAAUUUGAAUGAUCCUGGUGAACCUCUUGGGUUGAUACUUUGUGCAGUUUCUUCUGUAUGGUUGCCUAUAUCUCCUAAUGUUCUGUUUGAUUUCUUGAGGGAUGAAGCUCGUCGAACUGAGUGGGAUAUCAUGUCUAGUGGUGGGGAAGUGCAGUCCAUUGCCAAUUUAGCCAAAGGACAAGACAGAGGCAAUGCAGUAACAAUCCAAACAAUUAAAUCUAAAGAAAACAAUAUGUGGAUACUGCAAGAUAGCUGCACAAACUCUUAUGAAUCAAUGGUGGUAUAUGCUCCUGUGGACAUUACUGGUAUUCAGUCUGUGAUGACAGGUUGCGAUUCGAGCAAUCUUGCCAUACUUUCCUCGGGAUUCUCGAUUAUUCCUGACGGUCUAGAGUCAAGGCCAAUGGUUAUCACUUCAAGGCAGCAAGAGAAAAACACAGAUGGAGGAUCUUUGUUUACAAUAGCAUUCCAGAUCCUUACCAAUUCUUCUCCUACUGCCAAACUAACAAUGGAGUCUGUGGACUCGGUCAACUCUCUUGUAUCGUGUACAUUGAGACACAUCAGAACAAGUUUAAAUUGCGAAGAUGGUCAGUGUUCGGUUUGGCGAAAAAUAGUCAGUCCUUCUCCCCUUAAGAGUUUUGUUCAUUAUUCCAUUAGAAAGGAAGGUUUGGCCUUAAUAUUAAUUUGUAUCUGCAGCUCUAUGUAGAAAGAAUGACAAAAAGCUUUAGAAACAUCUCUUGUAAAUAAUUAUCACAUUAUUUGUUAGUUCCUUAUGUGCAUGAUUUA
Trifolium pratense (red clover) is the source of this 2633-nucleotide messenger RNA. Its product is annotated as homeobox-leucine zipper protein GLABRA 2. Bases 148 to 2553 code for a protein of 801 amino acids. The transcript has 12 exons. The record is from RefSeq and is a predicted model, not a curated record. Gene Ontology annotation, molecular function: DNA-binding transcription factor activity, RNA polymerase II-specific; DNA binding; lipid binding. Gene Ontology annotation, biological process: regulation of DNA-templated transcription. Lineage: Eukaryota; Viridiplantae; Streptophyta; Magnoliopsida; Fabales; Fabaceae.